Messenger RNA from Coregonus sp. 'balchen', 1380 nucleotides. Lineage: Eukaryota; Metazoa; Chordata; Actinopteri; Salmoniformes; Salmonidae. The record is from the annotation of a GenBank genome assembly.
AUGGACAAAGUGCUCAGCAGCCUCCUGCUUCUGGGAACCGCAGUGAUGAUGGCCCACGCAUGCCCCAAGUACUGUGUCUGCCAGAACCUGUCUGAGUCCCUGGGUACCCUCUGCCCAUCCAAAGGACUGCUCUUUGUGCCUCUGGACAUAGACCGGCGGACCGUGGAGCUCCGCCUGGGCGGAAACUUCAUCCUCAAGGUCACACCGCAGGACUUUGCCAACAUGACGGGCCUGGUGGACCUCACCUUGUCCCGCAACACCAUCAGCGCCAUCCAGCCUUUCUCCUUCCUCGACCUGGAGACCCUGCGCUCUUUGCACCUGGACAGUAACCGCCUGACCGAGCUGGGUCCGGAUGACCUGCGUGGCCUUGUCAACCUGCAGCACCUCAUCCUCAACAACAACCAGCUCAACCGCAUCUCCAAGGUGGCCUUUGACGAUCUGAUGCUGACACUGGAAGACCUGGACCUGUCCUACAAUAACUUGCGGGGCGUACCUUGGGAGUCCAUCCGCAAGAUGGUCAACCUCCACCAGUUGAGUCUUGAUCAUAACCUCAUCUCGCACAUCGCAGAGGGGACGUUUACAGACCUGGACAAGCUGGCGCGCCUGGACCUCACAUCCAACCGGCUCCAGAAGCUCCCGCCGGACCCUAUCUUCGCCCGUUCCCAGACUAACGUAAUACUGACCACUCCCUACGCCCCUCAGCUUUCCCUGAGCUUCGGGGGAAACCCACUGCAUUGCAACUGUGAAGUGCUUUGGCUCCGGAGGCUGGACCGAGAGGACGAUAUGGAGACCUGCGCUUCCCCUUCCAAUCUAAAGGGACGCUACUUCUGGUAUGUGCGGGAAGAGGAGUUUGUUUGUGAACCGCCCCUGAUCACCCAACAUACGCACAAGUUGUUAGUGCUGGAGGGCCAAACGGCUAGCCUGCGCUGCAAAGCUAUCGGUGACCCAAUGCCGAUCAUACACUGGGUCGCCCCAGACGACCGUAUGAUUAGCAAUUCGUCUCGAGCGACUGUGUACGAUAAUGGCACCCUGGAUAUUACCAUCACCACGUCCAAGGAUUACGGCACCUUCACUUGCAUCGCAGCCAACGCAGCAGGGGAAUCGACCGCCUCUAUAGAACUGUCCAUCAUUCAACUGCCCCACCUCAGCAAUGGUACCAACCGCACCGCACAGCCCAAGUCCCGGCUCUCGGACAUCACCAGCUCUACCAAGACCAGUAAGGGGGAGUCCAAGCCUGCACCGGAAAAGGUGGUAUCCGUAUCUGAGGUGUCCGCAUCCUCUGCUCUGGUCAAGUGGACUGUUAGCAAAACAGCACCCAAGGUCAAGAUGUACCAGCUCCAGUACAACUGCUCCGAAGAUGAAGUCCUGAUUUACAGGUAA